AUGACAUCAAUGUUGGGGACAUCACAAUCUGUUACCCUGGAGACGACGUCACUGUCAAUGACAACAACCUUGUACGACCCUAAUUAUCCAUGGGAUGGAGACUGUUCUAAUGUUUUGGGUGGGGGUCCACCAGCAAGUAAUGUCUACACAAUUAUUCCAUCGGGAGCACCAGGGCCAAUUUCACUCUAUUGUGAUGUGAAGCCAGAAGGAGUUUUUACACGCAUCAUGGAGCAUGGCGGGAACUGUGGCGUUGACAACUGGAACCUUCCUAUGUCGGAUUACAUCAGUGGAUUUGGGCAGGAUUUAUCGUGCGAUCAUUGGAUAGGACUACAAAAUAUGUUAUAUCUUACAAACACAAGCAGUAACUACAAACUGGAAAUCAACAGAAGGCUUGAAAAUGGUCACAACGAUUCGAUACAUUAUGGAUCUUUUUUGGUCAAAGAUCCAACGGCCUGGACAUUGCGACUUGAUUCAUUCAGCGGAAGUACCAAUGAUUACCUUGGCAACGGUUUUGAUAACCUACCUACCGCAAGCAGUGCGGAUUUAAUUGAUAAUGAAGAUUUUGAAGCAAAUGGAGUGAAUGUUUACGGAUGUUCAGGAGGGGAUAAAUCUGGGUGGUGGUUUUCUCCUAAUUGCUUGAAUACAAACCUUUGUUUACCUUUAGGACAAGUCGAAAAAGCACUUUAA
Messenger RNA from Saccostrea cuccullata (small rock oyster), 687 nucleotides. RefSeq names its product fibrinogen-like protein 1. The coding region runs from base 1 to 687 and encodes 228 amino acids. Lineage: Eukaryota; Metazoa; Mollusca; Bivalvia; Ostreida; Ostreidae. The record is from RefSeq and is a predicted model, not a curated record. The transcript is spliced from 2 exons.